AUGAUUAUUCGAAUAGAAUUCAGCCUAUUCAUCAGUGACCGUAUCGCCCUAAACAGAUCGCUGGGUGACUAUCGUAAGCCAUCUUGCCGCAUUAAGACCUACAGGAAUGUUUCCGAGCUACCGACAACAUCCGUAAUAAUCGUCUACCAUAAUGAAGCCUAUUCCACGCUUUUACGUACUGUACAAAGUGUAGUCGACCGAUCUCCUCGAGCUGUUCUGGCCGAAGUCAUACUUGUUGAUGAUUAUUCGAAUAGAACGUUCCUAAAAUAUCCUGUGCUGGACGAGGCGGUAAAAAUCUAUCCAGUACCAGUGAAAAUUAUAAGGACGAAACAACGAGUAGGACUGAUUAGAGCAAGGCUAAUGGGAGCACAGGAAGCUGAAGGCGAAGUGCUAACAUUCCUUGAUUCACACUGUGAAUGCACUGAAGGUUGGUUGGAACCGUUGCUGGACAGGAUUAGGGAUGAUCGGACCGUCUACCAUACUGAAAAAAGUAGUGGUUUAGCAAAGUUUCUUAACUCAACCGCGCAAACAAGCACGCUGGCGCUUCUAAACAAGCCAAAUUCCUGGCAUGGGUUGGAACUCUGCGGUAUUAGCUACAAUUUGAGUAUAGUAUAG
This is a messenger RNA of Cylicostephanus goldi, 615 nucleotides long. NCBI's taxonomy places the organism in Eukaryota, Metazoa, Nematoda, Chromadorea, Rhabditida, Strongylidae. The record is from the annotation of a GenBank genome assembly.